AUGGCAAUGAAGGCGCUGCGAAAUACGUAUUGGCUUGUUCGCCACGGGGAGAGCGUGCCAAACGUUCAGAACUUGAUUGUAUCUUCAAUGGAGGAAGGUGUGAAGGCUGAGUAUGGACUGACGCCCAAAGGCAGGCUGCAAGCACAGAAAGCCGGGCAAGAAUUGCACAACAUUCUGGCCAGCUUUGCACACAGCAAAGUGCGGAUUGUUUCAUCGCCAUUCUCCCGGGCACGAGAGACUGCUGAGCUGGUGGCUGCCAACCUUGGUUUUGAGAACAACAAUGGAAGGUUUCAGAUCUCUGAAAUGCUGAUGGAACGCUUUUUUGGGGCUGACAACGAACUCCAAGGGCAUGAGGCGUACGGGGGCGUGUGGGAAAGAGACAUGCGGGACAUCACAGAUGGUGGCCCUGCAGGGGGUGAGAGCGUCCAAGACGUAUCCGCAAGAGUCACGACGCUUAUGGAGAUGCUGGAGAGGGAGCACGAGGGCUGUGCAGUGGUCCUGGUGGCCCAUGGAGACACACUAUCAAUCCUGCAGGCUGUCGUGAAUGGGAGUGAAUUGGGCCGUCACACACAGUACGGAAUGAAGAACUGCGAAAUCAGGAGGUUGGGCGGAGAGGCACACGAGUAG
Ostreobium quekettii is the source of this 627-nucleotide messenger RNA. NCBI's taxonomy places the organism in Eukaryota, Viridiplantae, Chlorophyta, Ulvophyceae, Bryopsidales, Ostreobiaceae. The record is from the annotation of a GenBank genome assembly.